AGGGAUAAUGAGAGAGUGAUUUCCUGGAGACGAGAGAGAGAGAGAGGUAGUGCUGGGCAGAGGACGGACACGCCAUGGCUUACCGGUUCACAGAAGCAGAACUCGACGUGGUCAAAGAGGCCUUCACACAUUUCGACACGGACGGCGACGGGGUGAUCACUUCGUCGGAGCUGGGAGAGGUCAUGCGCUCCCUUGAGCAUGUGCUGGUCAACCUGAGGGAGAGGUUCACAGAUGAGAAGGUGGAGGAGAUGAUGAGACAGGUGGACGCCAACUCGGAUGGGAAAGUCACCUACGAGGAGUUUGAGAAGCUGAUGGUGGCCAGAGACCCCCGAGGCCCUGCACUCUAGGUACAGGUUAAUCUCACAUUAAAUGCACAG
This is a messenger RNA of Podarcis muralis (Common wall lizard), 377 nucleotides long. RefSeq names its product calmodulin, striated muscle-like. The record is from RefSeq and is a predicted model, not a curated record. NCBI's taxonomy places the organism in Eukaryota, Metazoa, Chordata, Lepidosauria, Squamata, Lacertidae. Gene Ontology annotation, molecular function: calcium ion binding. Gene Ontology annotation, cellular component: myosin II complex.